Pipistrellus kuhlii (Kuhl's pipistrelle) is the source of this 2570-nucleotide messenger RNA. It is a transcript of the gene FAM43B, whose product is annotated as family with sequence similarity 43 member B. The coding region runs from base 85 to 1560 and encodes 491 amino acids. The transcript has a single exon. NCBI's taxonomy places the organism in Eukaryota, Metazoa, Chordata, Mammalia, Chiroptera, Vespertilionidae. The record is from RefSeq and is a predicted model, not a curated record.
CGGGGCUCGGGCUCGGAGCUGCGCUAGCUGGCAAGGGGGAGGAGAGAGGGGAGGGGACUAGACAGCUAGCGGUCCCGCCCGGUGAUGCAGGCAGCAGCCCCGGGAGGUGGAGCCGCCAGCCCGAGGAGUCCCCGCCGCAGUCGCGCUCCGUCUGCCCCCCGGAGCCGCCGCCGCAGCCCCAGCUCCGGAGACCUCACCUCGAAGCGUCCGGGACCCCGGGAUCCGCCCUGCUCAGGCCUGGGGGCGCCCCCACCACGCCCAGCCCCUGCCCCUGCCCCUCCAGCUCCCCGGACGGCUGCGCGUCUCCCGGGGAAGCCGCUCCCGGACGCGCGGCCACCGCCCGAGCAUCUCAGCUGCUGGUCCGGCUGGGCAGCGGGCAUCUGCGAAGCUCGCCCUGGUUGGCACCGGCCACCUCCGAGCACCUACCGUCUCGGGCGCCGCCCGGCUUCUUGCGACUCCCGAGCCGUGAACUUUGCUCCCUCCCGGACCCCCGAGGACGCCCGCGAGCCUCCGGCGACCCCAGCCCCUCCGGCCGCCGCCGCGAUGCUGCCCUGGCGACGGAGCAAAUUCGUGCUGGUGGAGGAUGAGGCCAAGCGCAAGGCGAAGAGCCUGAGCCCCGGGCUCACCUACACGUCGCUGCUCUCCAGCUUCCUGCGCUCCUGCCCGGACCUGCUGCCCGACUGGCCGCUGGCGCGCCUGGGCCGCGUGUUCCGCAGCCGGCGGCAGAAGGCCGAGCUCACCCGGGAGGACCCCACCUACACCGUGUGGUACCUGGGCAACGCCGUCACCCUGCACGCCAAGGGCGAGGGCUGCACCGACGACGCCGUGGGCAAGAUCUGGGCGCGCUGCGGGCCGGGCGGCGGCUCCAAGAUGAAGCUGACGCUGGGCCCGCACGGCCUCCGCAUGCAGCCGGGCGAGCGCGGCGCCGCGGGGGCCCCGGGCGGGGCGGGGGGCCGGCGGCCGGCGGCGCACACCUACCUGCUGCCCCGCAUCACGCACUGCGCGGCGGACGGCCGCCACCCGCGCGUCUUCGCCUGGGUGUACCGCCACCAGGCGCGCCACAAGGCCGUGGUGCUGCGCUGCCACGCCGUGCUGCUGGCGCGGGCGCACCAGGCGCGCGCCCUGGCCCGGCUGCUCCGCCAGGCCGCGCUGGCCGCGCUCAGCGACUUCAAGCGGCUGCAGCGCCAGAGCGACGCGCGCCACGCGCGCCAGCAGCUCCUCCGCGCCGGGGGCGCCGCCGCCUCCGUGCCCCGCGCGCCGCUGCGCCGCCAGCUCAACGCCAAGUGCGCCUACCGGCCGCCCCCCGCCGAGCGCGGCCGCGGGCUGCCGCGCCUGAGCAGCAUCCAGGAGGAGGACGAGGACGAGGAGGAGGAGGAGGAGGAGGACCGGGGCGCGGAGGAGCGCCCGGAGGAGGGGGCCCCCCAGCCCGAGCGGGCCGAGGUGCUCAGCCUGACCCGGGAGCUGAGGACGUGCAGCCUGCGGGGCGCCCCGGCACCGCCGCCCGCACAGCCCCGCCGCUGGAAGGGCGCCCUGCGGGAGCGGGCGGGCCAGGCGCGCUGAGAACGGGCCCGGCGGGACUCCCGGCCCCCAGGCCCGGCCGCCAGACACAGCCUCCAACCCUGGCCCCACCCGCUUGGCUCCUCCCUGGCCCCCGGCCCCUGCCCCCCUCGUGGUCUCCGUGGUCUGUUCUGCGCCUCAUCCUGCCGCAGGGUGACGCCUGAUAUGCCCUUGGUUAUGUGGGGACAAGUUGGGGGGAGGAAUAGCCAAGGUUCACCUGUCCCCCCUCCCCCAACCUCAAUCCGGAGUUUCUGGGCGCCCUCCGUUGUGGAAUUGCUUCCUACGCUUUACAACAAGUCUCUUUGAUAGACAAAAAAAAUCCUCUCACGAUAAAGGGGGAGAAGUUUCCAGAAACCCAGGAGGGUGGCCUUGGACCUUGGCCAGGUGGAGGCAGGCUAGCCUUUCUCCCUGGAUGAGGAUGACCCAGCUGAGGCAUUCCUGUAGGGGAAGAACAGUGGCUUGGGAUGGAGGGCAGCCCAGAGAUGGGAACUGAGAAAACUUGGCAGGCCCUAUGCCUGGCCUCCCUACCCCCUGGAGAGCUUCUGGGACUUCACUGCUCCUCCUUGGAGAAGACUGGGAUGGUUCUGCCAACCCAAACCACAGAGGAGGCUGGUAACAGCUCUUUGCACCAAGCCUGUGUCCGCACCUGGCAUGCCCACAGGACUCCUCAUCCACCCCAUCUCUCUUCGGGCAGAUGUGUGUGGUUCCCCACUAGGUGCCCCACCACCGAGACCAAGACAGGGCCUUAAGAGGAGGUAAGGAGAGCCUUUGGCAGAGGUUUGGGGCCACUGGCUACCCGGAAGGUGGAUGUCGGUGGGAUGGCCCCAAGUGGAGGCUGGUCAGAGCAGGAGGGACCUGCCAGCAGCUGGACCUUCAAAGCAGGGUGAGGAAGGAUGGUGCGUUUCCCCCGCAGAGGGAGUGGGCCCCUUGCCCAGGAGUCUGUCAACAAGGUCACAAAAAGACCUAUGUGUCACCAACUGGUCAAUUGUAAAUAAAGUGGAUUUCCUUUUUCA